Messenger RNA from Crotalus tigris (Tiger rattlesnake), 4623 nucleotides. It is a transcript of the gene ELOA, whose product is annotated as elongin A. Gene Ontology annotation, biological process: transcription elongation by RNA polymerase II. Gene Ontology annotation, cellular component: nucleus; elongin complex. The record is from RefSeq and is a predicted model, not a curated record. Lineage: Eukaryota; Metazoa; Chordata; Lepidosauria; Squamata; Viperidae. Bases 46 to 2334 code for a protein of 762 amino acids. The transcript is spliced from 11 exons.
AGCAACGGCCACUUCCGCCGAGCAGAGACCUCGCCAGGAGUAAAAAUGGCGGAGUCGGUACUAGAAGUUGUCCGAAAGCUGCAGUCUCGGCUCGCUUCGGAGCCCAAGAAGCUGAUGAAGAAUUUGAAGAGGCUUUCUGAACUGCCAAUUACAAUUGACAUUCUUAUGGAGACUGGUGUCGGAAAGACGGUGAACGGUUUACGAAAACACGAACAUGUUGGGGACUUUGCCAGGAACUUGGUAGCGAGAUGGAAGAAGCUGGUGCCAGUUUCACAGGAAACAGAGCGGCAUACUCUUGAAUCUACAGCACAGGGCUAUGACCAAAACAUCUCUAGGAAACGGCAGCGAGACCUUCAUCCCAAAGAGGAUGAAAAGGCCUACUCAGAGACAUAUCAGCCUUCUUGCAGCCAGUCAUAUGAGUUGGAUUGUGGAACUAAAAAGACCAAGAGGUAUUCAGACCCGGAAAAAUCUGAGCAUGAUGAAAGCUACGGUAUUGCAGAAGACAGGUCAUGGAGGAGAGGCUCCUCUGACCUGGAAUGUUCUGAUUAUGGACACACGGUCUCAUCUGAGCUCAGUGAAAGUCCUCAGGAACUAUAUAUGGACCUCCAUCACGCUGCAGAAGAAGAGCGGGAGCAAAAUCUUUUUCCCCCAAAGGGGUCUAAAAGCCACCAAUUUCAGGACAGACAAGAAGCUACUCCUCAUAGGAACUUCAGUGACUCUCAAGAUAAGGCUAGUUCAAGUCGGAGCAAAGAGCCUAAAUCUUCUCACAAGGAGAGGCAGCGGCUAGAAACCAAGGGGAAGGAGAAGACACCUGUAUUUAGCCCAGAGAGGUUACCAAAGGCUUCUUCAUCCCAGGACGCUUCCUUAUCGAGCAGCAGCAAAGAGAAGGCGAAGGCCCUGGACAGCCUCAAACAAGACAAGAAGAAAGACGGCAGCGGCAUCAAGAAGGAGAAGGCCCACUUUGACCUGGAUGAUAGCUUGAACGAACAUAGGAAGAAGCAAAAAACUCACGACUCCGAAAGGGCCAAACCAAUAAAGAUGAAGCUUAGCGUGGAAACCGUCUGUGGAGAUCGGGAGAAACCAAAAGCUGUGGGUGAUUUGCCCAAUAAGAACAGGGAGAAGAAGACUCCCAGCAGCCUUAAAACCUCUGAGGGCAAACCCAGAGGCACUGAAUCAAACAAGAGAUCUGCAGGCCUCUCACCUUCCAGAGAGGGAGAGGUGGAGGAUGAGUUUGAACAGCCCACCAUGUCCUUUGAGUCCUACUUGAGUUACGACCUGCCUCAGAAGAAGAAGAGAAAGCUGGCCAAGCCCACGACUCCAGUCCCAGAGAAAGUCAAAGGACCUGGCAAGCAGAACGGUUCCAAGUGCAGUGCCAAGAGCUCAGACCCUAGCCGGAAGGCUCCCAAGCCACCGAGCGAGAAGAAGCCGGAGGAGCCCCCUAAAGCAAAAAAAUUACUUAUUGAUGUGGUGCCGAUGCUUCCCGACAUCCCGUUGCCUCCAAUCCAGGCAAAUUAUCGUCCUCUUCCUUCAAUGGAGAUGAUCCCGUUCACCCAACCAAAGAGAAAAGCACUCUCCUCCCCAACUCAAGAGGACGAGGCUGGUUUCACCGGACGUCGGUUGAAUUCCAAGAUGCAGGUGUACUCCGGUUCCAAGACAGCUUAUCUUCCGAAGAUGAUGAGUCUUCAUGAGCAAUGCAUCCGGGUUCUCAGCAACAAUAUUGAUUCAAUCUAUGAAGUGGGUGGUGUCCCUUAUUCUGUAAUUGAGCCUGUUUUGGAACGCUGCACCCCAGAACAGUUGUAUCGCAUUGAGGAGUACAAUCACGUUUUAACUGAAGACACAGAUCAGUUGUGGCACAAUCAUUGCCAGCGUGAUUUCAAGAAAGAGAAGCCAGAUGAGUUUGAGAGCUGGAGAGAAAUGUAUCUACGGCUGCAUGAUGCUCGAGAGCAGCGACUUCUGAUGCUAACGCAAAACAUCCGUUCAGCUCAUGCCAAUAAGCCCAAAGCCAGAGUAGCUAAGAUGGCAUUUGUCAACUCAACGGUCAAGCCACCCCGGGAGGUGAGGAGAAGACAAGAAAAAUUUGGAACUGGAGGAGCAGCUGUCCCAGAGAAGAUCAAAAUCAAACCUCUGUUCUUCACGCCAACAAAAAGCAGCAGCGUUCACGCUGAAGAGGAACCGGCUUACGACAGGCCCAGCACCAGCAGCGGCCUCUCAGGCUCAUCCCUGGGCAGCACUUCAUCGGUGACCUAUGACCCGAGGAAGCCCCAGGUGAAGAAAAUUGCACCUAUGAUGGCAAAGACUAUCAAGGCUUUCAAAAACCGAUUUUCUCGAAGAUAAAGACACUGUCAGGCUCCAGUGAAUGCGAAGGAAAAAUCUUAUGGAAGCAAUGCUUACAGGAAAAUGGGAAUUUGUUGGGGGGGGGUUCCUCAAAUCCCCCAAAGCCCUAUUUAAGACCAACUGCACAGUAUUGUUCAAAACCCCCUUCCGGUUUUCUCCCUUUGUCCCCGUAAUUUGGUUUUUAUCUGCCAAGCGUUUUGCAAAUGUGAAGUCUUGGCACCUGGCUGAGACAUGAAGGUCCACAAGCUAUAGCUCUUUCUUCAGUCUCUUUUUUCUGGACUCCAGAAUGGAAAGAGACCCGCCUUCCACCAUCUGCAGUGUUUUCUUUGUCACCCCUUGGCCAGUUGUAAGACUUCAGAUCUGCUCUUCUAGUGUCCACUGUGAAAGACCAUCUUUUUGCAGAUACUGUUCACGAUUAAGCAACCUCUGCUGAAUGACCUCUUGAGACUUCUACAAUCUUGGUCAAUCUUCCAGCAAAUGGAUUUCCCCAGACAUCAUCAUUUUCUCCUCCUUUCUGUUUUACAGUUGCAGCUCUUAAGUGUUCAUCUCAUGCCUAAAAACCCUUUGUGCCAGAUACAAGUUGAUUGGCCUUUCUAAAUGGGGACAUCUGGAGGUGCCACUGUCGUUCUGUUCACUUGGCAAAGGAAAAAAGUAAUAAUAAGAGAUGGGUACAUGUCAUUUUAAACUCUUAGGGAAAAAAAAGCAGCACAACUCAGGAAGCGAAGAAUAAGUCACUUUGCACACAUCUGGAUUUUAAGCAUUCAUCGGAGGUUUCUUAUUUUAAAAAUGUAUAGUGACGAUAAUGGGGAUAGGUUCUCCCCAUUUCAAAUGGAAAACAAGGACUUAACAUUAGAUUUUUCCUCUUCUAUCCCUCUGGUUUUAACAACAGAACAGGCACUUUAAUUCACUGUUACCCUUUAAAGAGCUCCAUUGACAAAACCUCACUCAUCUAGGAGUUUUGGAUGUUGCAGAACAGAAAAAGAUAGGCCAAGCCCAGGGGGCAGGUUUUGGUCUGGAGCUACAGCAUCUGCUAUGGAAUAAUCUACAAGAACAUUUCAUGCACAGAACAAGUCACGGGGGAAAAAGUUCUGAGAGUGGUCUAUCUGUCUCGGUGCUUAUUGGCUGCUGUUGUUUUACUCCUGGAGGGGACAGUGAGUUGAUGAUUUUAUUUAUGCUGAUGUUGAUAGUUAUAUGUUGUGGAGGGGAAAGACAGACCGGAUUUUGGAAGGCUUGUUGGUGUGCUUCCUUAGUGCCACGGUUGAAUGAACAUUGAUGUCCAUGUGUUUUGUGAAGGAAUCUGGCUUUUUCCUGAUGAUACGAAUGGAGGAAAAAGAGGUUCUUCCCAGUGGCCUUCUACUGCCACCAUUCUGAACUCUGGCCUUCAGGUUUUCUGCUGACACCCAAUUACCCAUGAGAGUAGUAGUCCAAAAGCCCCGUUAACUUUAAAAACCAGCAAUUCCCCCAUAAAUGUAAAGCUGGAGGGGAUAUGUAGUAUGUGCCAUCUGGGAUCAGAAAGCUCUCUUGGAGUUCUCUGUCCAGUCUAACCAACAAUGUCCACUGAAAUGCCAAUAGUUGGAAGUUGCUGGGGAUUUAAAUUCAGCUCCAAAACUGCAUGAAAAAGACAGCGCCUUUUUCAAAACCCACCAUAUAAUUAAAAAUUUAUAUGCAUUUAUAUGCAUUUUGUGUAUGUAUGUGUAUAUGUAUGUACGCAUGUAUGUAUAUAUAUACAUAUAUACACACAUAUAUAUAUAUAUAUGUAGGUGUGUAUAUAUAUAUAUAUAUAUAUAUAUAUAUAUAUAUAUAUACAUAUAUAUACAUAUAUACACACACACACACAUAUACGCAAAAUAUGUGUAGUGUGUGUUCAGCCAUACACACACACACACAUGAAAAGCAUAGAAUGCGUUUUGUGUAUAUAUGUAUGUGUGUGUAUAUAUAUGUAUGUAUAUGUGUAUAUACAUAUGUAUGUGUAUAUAUACCCACACAUACAUACAAAAUGCAUAUAAAAUGCAUGUAAAAAUUUAAUUAUAUGAUAGUUUUUAAAAAAGGCACUGCCUUCCUCAUGCAGUUUUGGAGUUGAAUUUAAAUCCCCAGCAACUUUGUGCAGCAUUUUAAAUUAAAGGCAGAUUGGAUUGAAUGAUGUUGGAUUUUUAAAAAAAUGCUCCUUUUGUGUUGCUGCACCUAAUUUUGUGGGUUUUGACAUGAUAUGUUCUUCUGCCAGUUGUUGUACCUGGUGUAUUUUCUCCUUUUCGUUGUUGGAUUUGGUGGUAGAAGGGACAGGCCAAGAAA